UGUUGUUCCAUUACUAACCACAAAACAAGUGUAUUGGAAAGGAUUUUUUGAAGAGUUGUUUGGUACAUAAAAGGAAAUACAAACAGCAAUCGUCUUUCUGAGAAGAACGAAGUCGGAGUGUGAUCCCGCGAGUCGCUGCUAAACUCGAUUGCUCCCCAGUCAGUGAUGUUACGGAGAUACACUCUCCCGAUACUUUUACACGAAAUAUGUACGCUGGAAAAGCGGUGUGCAAGGUACAAAGUACAGCACCUAUCAAAGUAAUGACAUUCCGUUGUACGUCGUUUGUGACAGCAGAGGAAGGAACAAGUGCAGCAGUAGAAGAUGCACCCUCAGCGGAAAUUGAAACAGAGUCGUCAGAGUUUACCAAGCAGGAACUGAGUAAAUCUGAGCGACCAGACCUUUCUUCAGCUAGAGUCGUUUCUGGUGGUCGAGCAUUGAAGCUCAUCUAUGAUCUUGCCGACAAACUUGAUGCCGGCGUUGGAGCAUCAAGAGCUGCCGUAGACUCUGGUUAUGUGCAUAAUGACAUGCAAGUUGGACAGACUGGAAAAAUUAUUGCACCGGAAUUUUAUAUCGCUAUUGCUAUCUCUGGUGCUAUACAGCAUUUAGCUGGAAUGAAGGACAGCAAGGUGUCUGAUUUUGGUUUGAAGGCAGAUCUAUUCAAGGCCGUUCCAGAGAUGAUUGCAGCUUUAUGA
Messenger RNA from Cylicocyclus nassatus, 692 nucleotides. The record is from the annotation of a GenBank genome assembly. NCBI's taxonomy places the organism in Eukaryota, Metazoa, Nematoda, Chromadorea, Rhabditida, Strongylidae.